AUAAUAUGACAAUGCCGGAAUACAGCAAAAUGAUUGCAGAAUUGUGGAGACAGAUGCCAGAGAAAGAUAAGAUUAAUCGAAAAAGAGUAUAUCAAAUAUAUCAAAUCUUUCGGGAUCAGAAAUUACCAUACGCAGUGGACAAACGUAUGAAUGAAAGUUCGGAGAUUGUUCCUUCAGUAUCUUUUCAUAUAGGCGAAAGUUUGGAAUCCUUUCCUUCGAUGGCAGAUUUUGAUCAAUUCAAUCAGUAUCAAACACCAAGCGAAAUGAACGUUGCGGGUCAAAUAGGACAAUUUUCAGACUCGGACGUUUUGAUGGCAAUUUAUCAGUUUAAACAGGAUAAAUAUUAA
Messenger RNA from Funneliformis geosporum, 347 nucleotides. The record is from the annotation of a GenBank genome assembly. NCBI's taxonomy places the organism in Eukaryota, Fungi, Glomeromycota, Glomeromycetes, Glomerales, Glomeraceae.